GCGGGGCGCUGCAGCAGCAGGAGCCGCCGGGGCAGCGGAAUCAAAACAAGCGGGACCCGCCUCCCUCCCCUCUCCCGCUCCGCUCCCCCCGCCAUGAUCCGCGGGUCGCGGUAGCCGGCGGAGGGCGCGGGGCGAUGCCGAACCAGAAGAGCAGCAAGGGCAGGAAGAACAAGCGCGCCAACAGCAGCGGCGACGAGCAGGAAAAUGGAGCCGCGGCGGCUGCAGCGGGAGCCGGAUCCGGGCCCGGGCCCGGGCCCGGGGUAUUCCGUAAAAAUGUCAAGGAACUUGCUGCAAAAAUAUAUGAAUUUAGAGGCCUUGUCCUGCCGAGUGAUAUACACACACAAGUAACAAAUAUGCAAAUAACGAAUUGCACAGAGGGUAAGUUUAUUGUUAAUAUAUUUGUUUUAUGUUCCACAGAAGCACCUUGUGCUACUCCACUGAUAUGUAGUUUUGGAAGGCCUGUUGACCUUGAAAAGGAUGACUACCAGAAGGUUAUAUGCAACAAUGAACAUUGCCCUUACAGCACCUGGAUGCACCUUCAGUGUUUUUAUGAGUGGGAAAGCAGCAUUCUUGUCCAGUUUAAUUGUAUUGGCAGAGCAAGGAGUUGGAAUGAAAAGCAGUGUCGCCAGAACAUGUGGACAAAGAAAGGAUAUGAUCUUGCUUUUCGCUUUUGCUCCUGCCGAUGUGGACAGGGCCACUUAAAGAAAGAUACUGAUUGGUACCAAGUGAAACGCAUGCAGGAUGACAAGAAGAAAAAGUCUGUGGCGGAGAAGAGCACAGGAAGGUCCGUGGGAGAGUCUGCAGAAGAUGCUAAAAAGGGCAGGCCUACUAACAAGCCACAGAAAGGUUUAAGUCAUGAUAUUCAGCGAAGACAUUCGAUGGACAGACAGAACUCUCAAGAGAAAGGUGUAGUUAGUGGAGGCUAUGCUGUUCGUUCUCCCUGUGGCUCUCCUGGCCAGUCCCCUCCUACAGGCUACUCCAUUCUUGCCCCUGCACAUUUCAGUGGUCCCCGUUCUUCACGCUAUUUAGGAGAAUUUUUAAAAAACGCCAUUCACCUGGAACCACACAAGAAGAAUAUGGCUGGUGGUGGGAUGUUCAGAAAUGCCCAUUUUGAUUAUGGGGCAGCUGGGCUGCAAGCACAUAGGUCAGGACAUUUUGAUGCGCCUGUGCAAUUUUUGAGGAGGCUUGAUCUAUCUGAACUUCUCACUCAUAUCCCAAGACAUAAGUUGAAUACUUUCCAUGUUCGGAUGGAAGAUGAUGCCCAAGUGGGUCAAGGAGAGGACCUUCGGAAGUUUAUUCUCGCAGCACUUAGUGCCAGCCACAGAAAUGUUGUAAACUGUGCGCUGUGCCACAGAACAUUGCCAGUGUUUGAACAGUUCCCACUUGUGGAUGGAACCCUGUUUCUUAGUCCAUCGAGACAUGAUGAAAUUGAAUAUGAUGUUCCCUGUCACCUUCAAGGAAGGCUUAUGCACCUUUAUGCUGUUUGUGUAGACUGCUUAGAAGGAGUUCACAAAAUCAUCUGCAUUAAGUGCAAGUCCCGAUGGGAUGGAAGUUGGCACCAGCUGGGAACUAUGUAUACUUACGAUAUUCUGGCAGCUUCUCCCUGUUGUCAGGCUCGACUGAACUGUAAGCACUGCGGAAAGCCAGUCAUUGAUGUACGGAUUGGGAUGCAGUAUUUCUCAGAGUACAGCAAUGUCCAACAGUGUCCACACUGUGGAAAUCUAGACUACCAUUUUGUGAAGCCAUUCUCUUCAUUUAAAGUUCUGGAGGCUUAUUGACAAAAGCUUUGCUUUAGUAAUAGCUAUUUUAUGGGUAUUACUACUUUAUUACAUAUCUUUUAUAGGAUGCAUUCUGUGACAGAAUUAAUUUCUUUUCUAACUGAAAGAGCAGCUUCUUGUCUGUGUACACAUUAAGAUAUGUGUGUUGUUAAGACCAGGGUCCUCCUGGCCAGAUGUCAGUUGAAGGCUGUAGGAAAGCCAAUUAAUGGCCUUGAAGUAUGCCCUAAGAAUGGGGGAAAUUUCAGCUGGAAGUGGACUGGUUUUAUUUUUCAUGUUAUCAUGGUAUAGGAAAGGUUGGAAAUGAGAUCUUAUGGGCCUGUUGCUCAUAUGGCUGGGUGGGAAGAGGAAAGCCUCAUAAAGGGUGCAGUCUUAUUACUGCUGAAUUUACUAAAGUCUUUGCUAUUGAUGCCAUUGGGAGCAGAAUUUGUCCCUAAGUUCAUAGUAGCAGUAGAGAUCUGUUGUUUAGAUUCCUCAGAAUUGAGUAAACUAAAAUAUUGUGACGAGUGAAUGUAAAUCUAUGCCAGAAAAUGCAGCCUUUAAAAAAUGUUGGGGUUUCUUUUCCCACUUUUGGCAUAGUGUCUUCCUGCAGUGUAUAUUUGACAUCCAUUACCCUCACUGACAGAUCAUAUGGAGAUCACCAGUAUUGUAAUUUUAGCCAUUGGGUAAAUGGUUUAUACCAAAACAAGUUUGAGAUUUUAAAACACUUUAUUUAAAGGUAUUCUUAUUUUUUAAAUAUUUUAGGAAUCUGCUGUGUUACACAGAAGGAACAGAGAGUGGUAUGGCCUGUGGCAAAGCAGCUAUGGAGAGGAGUGUGUGCAUGUUUGCGUCUUGGGGCUGGACCUUUUCAGGUAGCAUGCCUCAGACCAGUAUGGCUGACUUUGAAAGAAGACCCUAAAGUGUGAUCUGUAAGAUCUGUGGGGUAUUUGUGCCAUUUUAGUGCGAGUGUGUCAUGAAGAGGAUGUUUGCACUGAUAUUUAGAGUCAACACUGAGGUCACCCACAAGAAGCCUGAGCUAUGUGAGAUGCCCUUUCCCAUCUGUAUCAUAUCCCGCAGCCUGUGCCAAAACCAUCCAUAUUGUGAUGUUUAACACUUGAGCAUAGUGGCAAGAUGUAUUCCACGUUGUCUUAUAGAGCCCUUCCAGGUAUUGAUCUCCAGGUUUCUUGUCUCUGCCUAUGGGCUGUUGGAGAGGAAGUCAAGAACCAGGGAACUGUGGGGUUGCUGAUACUAGUGCAGGAGCUGGUGAUCUGUGGUGCCUCAUAAGUUCCAAACACACUGCAGAAAGAGUGGCACUGGGAAGUGAGCAGGGGUGGGGCUGAUCUCGUGCCCCAAACUUCAGGAGAGCUUCCAAAGUUGGGUUGGGCUGGGCUGCUGCCAGGACUCGAGCUAAAGGACUUAAAGUGUAUAUGAUUGGUGUAUAAAGGUUCGAGGCCUUAAAGUCAACUCUUAAUCAUCCGUGUAGACUUGGCAGAAUUCAUUUAAAGCAAACACUGCACCUUUUGUCUUUCAAAAUUAUCCAAGUCUAGUUGAGAUUCUGAGGACUGGGAGAAUAUACGUAAA
This is a messenger RNA of Gavialis gangeticus (Gharial), 3335 nucleotides long. It is a transcript of the gene HECA, whose product is annotated as hdc homolog, cell cycle regulator. Bases 135 to 1778 code for a protein of 547 amino acids. The record is from RefSeq and is a predicted model, not a curated record. The transcript is spliced from 5 exons. NCBI's taxonomy places the organism in Eukaryota, Metazoa, Chordata, Crocodylia, Gavialidae.